This is a messenger RNA of Danaus plexippus (monarch butterfly), 2515 nucleotides long. Its product is annotated as F-box only protein 21-like. The record is from RefSeq and is a predicted model, not a curated record. The transcript has 10 exons. Gene Ontology annotation, molecular function: DNA binding; protein binding. NCBI's taxonomy places the organism in Eukaryota, Metazoa, Arthropoda, Insecta, Lepidoptera, Nymphalidae. The coding region runs from base 244 to 1962 and encodes 572 amino acids.
CAUUUAAUAUAUAAAGGACUGAGAACCUGUUUUGUGUGAAGUAUAAACUUUAUCAUCAGCCUGAAAAACUGAAAUUUCGUAUAAUUAUCUAAAGGAUUUUGUGAUAAUUUUAAUCCACAGGAGAAAUAAUUUCUUUUGAAUAUGGCUGCGGGAAUGAAUAUUAAGUGGUUUUGUGUUAUGCUCUUAGUUUACGUCGAGUAAACAAUAAUAUUCUGCGCUUAUACUUCAAAUUAUCAAACUAUCAUGGACACUUCCAAAGCUAUGUCCUCUAUUAGCAGUUUACCGAAUGAGCUAAUUACAUUAAUAUUAAUAAAUAAUGAACCUAAAGAAAUACUGAAUUUUGGUUCAACAUGUAAAAAAUUCAAUGAAAUCGUAAAUAAUAAUGAGUAUCUUUGGAGGAUUAAAUAUUCCGAAAUUGUUCCAAGAAGAUUUAUAAAAAGUCUGUUUGAUGGUACCAUGUUACAAGAAGUCAAAAAUGUCUACAAAAUCAGAAGAAGGAUUCAAGAGGAACUGAAAGCGAUGUCGCCUAAAUAUUAUGUACAAGUGAAUGAAGUGUCCGUGGAACAUGUAAGAAACUUCUAUGCGAUUGCAACAGAGAGUCAUCAUAGCUUCUAUUACACAAUUUUCAUUCUACAAGAUAUUGUAGACAAGUCUAGAAGAAUACUCCAAAACUUUGAGUGCAUUAAUCCAAUAAACAACUUGACUGGCAUAUAUUAUGCCAAAAUUGUUCUUCGUCACUUGAUACACAUGUUCCUAUCAAUAAAGUGGGUACGGGAAUUGAAGAGAGAUAAUUUGACUCCUCAAGUUGUUUUAAUGUUUUUCUUGCAAUGGAUCGAUUGUGAUCAUUUGUAUUCGGAUGGAGAAGUUUACUAUCAGAUACAUACUUUAGUUGAGAAAGUUAAAAAUAUACUGGAUAAAGUUUGUCCAAGUGGCAGUGGUGACAAUUAUAAAGAACUCGGUGAAAGGGAAAUUUUGAGAGCUAUAACGCAUGUAAUCUAUAAACAGGAAAACUUUUCAAUAGCCGAAAGUGUCAAAAUUUACAAUUUCAAUAUUGUAAAGGUUAUAGAAGAGGGUGACGGAGAAGCAGUGGUGUAUUCAGCAAUUUAUCAGGCAGUGGCCAGAUAUUUUGGUAUAGAAUGUGAAAUGGUAGCAUUCCCUAACCACCUGUUCCUCACUUGGCGUGAUAAGGAGAAUUCAUACAGGGAAUAUACUAUAGAUCUUCACACCGGCCAAUUAAAACCCAAAGGGAAAUGUCCAUACAGUCAGAAAAUGACAUUUGGCUAUGGACCGGACCCCUUGAUACAUUAUCUACUGUCACUGUAUAUGACUUCUAAAGGAUCUUACAGAGAUAGUGGUUCCCAAAACGCGAUUCAUAUCUUGGAUUUCCUGUCAUACCGCAGAAUACACAGAACAAGGAACCCAUAUGAAAAUUUCUAUAACUAUUUGAUGGUUAACAUCAACGAGCAAGAGAUCAAUUCACCUUUGCACAUGGCAUAUCUGAGCGAGUCCCAAUUGAAUAUGAUUCGUACUUUAGGGAACUUAAACCCAGCCACAGAAAAUGUCAUAAGGAACAUUGUUCCAAAAAAACAUCCAUCAACAGUUAUAUACGCUGUGGGUAUGUUGUGUUAUCACGAAUUAUAUAACUAUAUGUGUAUAAUUGUGGGAUGGGAAGAAGAUUGUUCGAAGGCAGUACCUCCUAUAGAGGGAGUACAACCUUGCUACAGAGUCAUAGCCGGGGAUCAAUCCAUAAGAUAUGUCGCUCAAGCACAUUUAAAGCCAGUGACCACGCCAUUCAGGAUCCCAAGUCUGGAGGAAGAUAUUUCCACUGAUUUCACACAUUUCGACGGUUACACUUACGUGCUUAACGAAAUGAAGAAAAUUGAAUAUCCUGACGAAGAAAAAGUGGUUGAAUCAUACAAAGGGAUUCUCGUUAAAGCCAAUGUCGGUGAUGCUUACGGAUAAAUAUCUGUAUGCCGUACAAAAACUACAUACGUAUAUGUAUAUAUAUAGUAAAAUUAAGGAUGCUAUUUAUUUUUAACUUAUACGGUUUCAUCUUGACAUAAAACGUUUGUAACAUUGAAUGUUGGGAACGCCGAACGAUUAGACUUAGAUCGGGAACUUUUUAAAACUUUAGACAUUUUUAAAACGUCAAAUGUAUGACAGAUCAUUAUCAAUGUUCGACGAAAAAUUCGGUGUGCAAUAUUCUUGUUUGUUGAAAGACUUGGCUAUUAAGAAUUUUUUUUUUUAGUAUAUUAAAGAGUUUUAACAAUAUCAGACGAUUAAUUAACUUUGAUGCUUAUCAAACUUAGCAACUAGUUGAAUGCUUUACAAUAGUUCUACAUGGGUGGUUUUAGAAAUUGCAAUUUUCUUAAUUUGUGCGUGGGAAAUAAAAUUUUUACUCUAUAUAAAAAAUGGGCGGGGUCAAUUUUCACGGUGUAUAUACUAUAUAUAAUAUAAGUUAUACAAGCUUAAGAUCGUAUCUAAUAAUUUCGCAGUAGUUUAUAUAUGUUUAGUA